Papaver somniferum (opium poppy) is the source of this 549-nucleotide messenger RNA. RefSeq names its product cysteine-rich receptor-like protein kinase 25. Bases 1 to 549 code for a protein of 182 amino acids. The record is from RefSeq and is a predicted model, not a curated record. NCBI's taxonomy places the organism in Eukaryota, Viridiplantae, Streptophyta, Magnoliopsida, Ranunculales, Papaveraceae. The transcript is spliced from 2 exons.
AUGGGUGCAGUUGGUAAUAUCAGUGAUUGUUGUUACGGGAGGAAAGGUGGGAUAGUUCUUAGACCUAGUUGUAACAUAAGGUAUGAGUCGUAUCCUUUCUAUGACUACAAACAAGAAACUAAUCCAGGUCACCUUCCUUCAAGUCCUCCUCCGAAACCAAAUGUGACUGCAACAACAGGAGGUACUGUAAACAAUGGAUUCUCUAACAGGACCAAUGGAAAUAACCUAGAUAAAGUUCAUGGUCUUUUCUUAUGUAGAGGAGACCAAACAAAUGAUGCCUGCCAGAGUUGUGUGACAACUGCAGCAGAAGAAAUCACGAAAAAAUGUCCCAAUAAGAAAGAUGCUAUAAUAUAUUACGACGAGUGUAUGGUGCGAUACUCAAACCAAUCCAUGGUGCAAAAAAACCCGGGUGUCUCCCUUUUUAAUAUGAACAACGCAUCUGAUCCUGAUCGAUUUAAACCGUUAUUGGGAGAACUAUUGGAGGAACUUGUUACAAGGGCUACUGCUAAUUCAUCAAAGUUUUCAACAGGAACGAAAGGCCGAGGCUGA